AUGGCAGUCCAGAUGUUCUUGUUGAUGCUUCUCUUCAUUGAAGUAUCUCUUUCUCAAGCAUCACUGUUGAGAAUUGAUUGUGGGUCUCAAACUGGGUAUGAGGCCAAAGAUGGCAGCUACUGGAGCACCGACGAUGAAUUUGUCAAGGUCGGCAACGACAUGCCGAUCUCAGCCGGUAGUUUCUCCAAGUGGACCCAACUCAACACUCUUCGAGUCUUCACAAAAGAGAAAAAAGUUUGCUACAAAUUGCCUGCGCAACCGUCGGUCCGAUACAUGAGCAGAGCGACAUUUUAUUACGGCAACUACGACGGCCUUUCGAAACCACCAACUUUUGACUUGGAGUUUGACGAGAAUAAUAGGAAAACUGUUGUCACCUCAAAUACAGAUCCGCAAAUUUAUGAAUUGAUUUACACAUCGGGUGCGGACGACAUUAAGGUGUGCUUGAUUCGAACAUCGGAUGCUCAGUUCCCAUUCAUCAAUGCGCUGGAAUUGUGGCCAUUAGAUGAUAAUAUGUACGAUGGUAUGACCCGAGACAUGGCUUGGCUCAGCAAUUACCGCUACGACUAUGGUGCAGUGGCGGACACUGUCGAUGAUUGGAUUUUAGGGUACCCUACUGAUUCGGCCAACAGAAUAUGGGUGCCAACAACUCCAUCCGACCUGAAUCAGACGAAAGCCUCCGCAACUUACUUCUACGACAACGGCGAUAACAACGUGCCCAACGUUGUCAUGUCCCAAAUGGUCGAGGCGCCAAAUUUAACGUACCCAAUCAGCUUAAGCUUCAGCAUCAACGACGGGAUCAAUCUAGUUCACUACGUGACCGCGUAUUUCACCGAGACCCAUUCACUAAACGAGAACGAAAGCAGGUCGUUCGAAUUCAACGCGAACAACAAGUUCGUCUCGACCAUGAACCCGAGGUACGAGUACUGCACGUCGGUGUGGGCAUUCGUGCAGUCGAACGGUACUCUAAAUGUUCAGCUGCGCGCAAGCGGGAAUUCGACGCUGCCUCCUUUGAUCAGCGCCAUUGAAGUGUACACGGGCCAAGCCGUACAUUAUCCUAAGACAAGUAAGUGGAAGGAAGUCGGCGGCGGCGGCGGCGGCGUGCUCUUUCUCAUUUUGAUUGGCUGUGGGUACUAUUUGUGCUCUAAAUCGAGGAACGACGGUAGACCAAACGGCGGUGGACCAAACAACGGUGUUAUAGAAGAAGCCCCACCUCGGCGCCGUUUUUGGUGGAGAAGAACUCGCUACGUUGAGGAGGAGGUUGUUGAAGCUCACGCGUAGCCACAGUAUAUGAUGCAAUACCGUAAUCACAUUAGUGAGAGAUGCUUUUUAGUUUUUUGGGGACUGACUGUGGUCACCAUUGAUGCAUCUGUACACGAUUUGGAAGAAGAAAAGAAGGAAAACCAAAAACCAAGAAAGUGAAUUCAAACUUGAUCAAGAAAGCCAAUGCUUGGAAGCUUUGACUAGCGAUAUGUUUUCUAACAA
Molecule: messenger RNA, 1482 nt
Organism: Syzygium oleosum
Lineage: Eukaryota; Viridiplantae; Streptophyta; Magnoliopsida; Myrtales; Myrtaceae
Exons: 3
Coding region: 1-1278 (425 amino acids)
Source: RefSeq, a predicted model, not a curated record